AAAGAUGAAGCACAUUUCGUUCUUCUGCCUGCUUCUCGUUUGCCUAGGUGCGCUGCAGCUGCGCGCCCACGCAUCCCAGGAGGAUGCGCUGAGAGCCUUCAUCUCCUCCAGGAAGAUGGGCGAGAUCAGCUCUUCCGGCGCGUUCAAAGCGCGCAACAUAGCUGACAGGGUUGCCAGCAGCCUGAGUGCUGUAAAGACCAGCUCCGCAGUCUCGCACAAGGCGGCUGAUAAGAUCCGGGCGUUGCCGGGCCAGCCGCAGGGCGUCAACUUCGACCAGUACGGCGGCUACGUCACCGUCGACGAGGUCAACGGCCGCGCGCUCUUCUACUACUUCGUCCAAGCACCUACCUCCGGUGCUGCCGAAAAGCCACUUCUCCUCUGGCUCAGCGGAGGUCCAGGAUGCUCUUCACUCGGCUACGGGGCAAUGCAAGAACUCGGCCCCUUCCGUGUAUCGUCCCAGGACAACAAAACGCUCAUGAGGAACCUGAACGCAUGGAACUCCGUGGCUAACGUCAUCUUCCUGGAGUCACCCGCCGGUGUUGGGUACUCCUACUCCAACACGUCUGCCGACUACGAUCUCAGCGGAGACCAGAGAACGGCUGAUGAUGCGUAUAUUUUUCUGGUGAAAUGGCUGGAGAGGUUUCCAGAGUUCAAGAACCGUGCGUUCUACAUCUCUGGGGAGAGCUACGCCGGCCAUUACGUGCCGGAGCUCGCAGCCACAAUCCUGCUCCAUAACACCUACAACAACAGGACCAUUGUGAACCUGAAGGGCGUCCUGGUUGGAAAUCCGUAUCUUGACGACAACAUUAAUAGUAAGGGGAAGAUCGACUUCUUCUGGACCCAUGGGGUGAUGUCGGAUGAGGUCUAUGCUAAUGUCACCAAGCACUGCAACUUUGAUAGCGCGGUGGAGACACCCUCAGAGGCGGCAUGCAACGACGCUUUCAAUGUCUUCGAUAAAGGCGAAAUUGAUUCCUACAACAUCUACGCUCCAGUUUGCCUUGAAGGGCCUAAUGGAAAGUAUUACCCGAGUUCCAAUUUUCCUGGGUAUGAUCCAUGCAGUGAUAUUCCUACCGAAGCCUACCUCAAUGAUCCGGCAGUGCAGAAUGCUUUCCACGCUAGAGCGAGAAAGUGGGAAGGCUGCUCGACCUUGCGUUGGAAAGAUGCGCCAAUGUCCAUGCUCCCCACCGUCAAAUUUUUAGUCGACAGCAAGCUUCCCGUUUGGAUAUUCAGUGGUGAUUUUGAUUCUGUGUGCCCGCUUCAUGCGACGAGACACGCUGUCCUAGACCUCGCCCUUCCCGUCACGAUUCCAUGGCGCCCAUGGACUGCAAAGGAGGAGGUGGGAGGAUAUGUUCAGCAGUAUGCCGGUGGAUUCACAUUUCUUACUGUGCGAGGAGCUGGUCAUAUGGUUCCAUCCUUCCAGCCAGAGAGAGCCUUGAUAAUGUUGAGCUCUUUCCUCAAUGGGCCGCUACCAGCUUAGAGAAAAACCAUCACUCUAAGUCAUAUUAGAUAGAAUUAGCUCCAUCCCAGAUAGGCAGAAUUAGGAUUCUUCAUCCCUCUCAAUGUCUCUUUCCUUUGAGGUUCUUGAUAGGUUUUUUCAUAG
Lolium perenne is the source of this 1600-nucleotide messenger RNA. Its product is annotated as serine carboxypeptidase 1-like. Gene Ontology annotation, molecular function: serine-type carboxypeptidase activity. Lineage: Eukaryota; Viridiplantae; Streptophyta; Magnoliopsida; Poales; Poaceae. Gene Ontology annotation, cellular component: vacuole. The record is from RefSeq and is a predicted model, not a curated record. Gene Ontology annotation, biological process: proteolysis.